CACAACCAAGAGUGCAGGCAGAGCCUCAGCUGAGCAGGUGUUCUUCCAUCUCAAGCAGCCAGAAGUCCGGCCUCCACGGGACCCGACUUCCCACUACCACCACCACGGGAAGUGGACCCCGCUCCACUUGCCGAGACAUCAACUCACCCACCCGGGUGUCCAUUCUACUAGAUAAGAUAUGAAUCUACCCCACCGAGAGGCCGACAGUACUGGCCAAGAGUCUGAGCCCACUGGCCUAGAUUUCGACUCUGCUGCCCAAGAUGAUUUCUACACCAGCCAAGAACUCAACUCUCUCUACCAAGAGCUGGACCUGAACUCUCUUAAUGAAGAUCUUCUUUCCCUGUCCAUACCAUAUGCCAUGACAGGGACCUCUGUGGUCACAUAUGAAUCCCACCUGUCCUCUGAACCAGAGAAUUUGACAGAGACCGAACAUUUGGAGUUCAAAUCCGAGCUUACUAAAUUGGAGGUAGAAAUCGUAACCUUACGCCGAGCUCUAGCAGCCAAAGAGAGACACUACUGGGAGCUCAAGAGAAAGUCAGACCCCACUGCCUUGGAGGGGUUUAGACAGAAUCUGUCCAAGAGCUGGCAUGAUGUUCAGGUCUCCAACGCCUACAUGAAACAGAAAACAUCAGCUGCCCUGUCCACCAUGGGCUCUGCUAUCUGCAGGAAGCUUGGAGAUGUGAAGAAGUCAACCACUUUCAAGUCCUUUGAAGGUUUGAUGGGGACAAUCAAGUCCAGAGUCACAGGUGGCCGAGAGCUCGGCAGCGACAGCCUCCCAUCUUUGGCAGAGAGUGGAGACGAUCCACCCCCAGUUUUAGCAAGUGGGUAUGACCCAGUUCCAGUUCCAGGGAGUGGAAAUGAUCCGCUUCCCAUUCUGGGGAGUCAGGAUGAUGGGCUUCUCUUUCUGGAACCAGAAUGAGCCCCAUUUGUAAACUUACCUGGCCUCCAAACCAGUGCAAGAACCCUCUUCACUCAUCACAUCUGCAACAGUGCCCAACAAAAACAAGCAAACAAAGCACCAUGGUAAAGUUAAUCAACAAAAUGGACAGA
Molecule: messenger RNA, 1050 nt
Organism: Tupaia belangeri chinensis (Chinese tree shrew)
Lineage: Eukaryota; Metazoa; Chordata; Mammalia; Scandentia; Tupaiidae
Gene: TPD52L3
Product: TPD52 like 3
Exons: 1
Coding region: 179-919 (246 amino acids)
Cellular component (GO): cytoplasm
Source: RefSeq, a predicted model, not a curated record